AUGCUUCAACUUACUGGGUUUCAACCCAAAGGGCCGCUUUGUUUGGUUUAUGACAAGUUGCCACCAAUCCCUCCUUCAAUUGGGAAGUUGGGAGAGUUGGUUGAGCUGACUUGUCAUUUAUCAAUUAAGGAAUUGCCCGAAUCUAUUGGGGGAAUUAACAAAUUGAAAUUUUUGAGACUUACUAAUAGCAAGAUAAAAAGGUUACCGAGCUCUAUCGGAAAAUUGCAAAGCCUCCAAGAGUUUAAUGCCUACGGAAGCACAAGCCUAGAAGGAGAAAUUCAUGUUGAUAAAGGUGGAUUGUCUUCUCUAAAGACCCUUAAUUUAAGUUUUACAAAAAUUUCUGGCUUGCCGGAAAACUUAGAUCAGCUUUCUUCUCUCGAGCGCCUCGGUCUAAGGUCAUGUGGAGAGCUUGAGUCACUCCCAAAACCUCCUUGUAGCUUAUCAAUCCCCGGGCUCACCUGUCGGAGCAAUGAGCUGCCAUCGCUCUCACCUCACCUCAAGCAUCUCUUCAAAGCAUCUCUACCUUCUAAAGAAGCUCAUGCUUGCAUGUCUCUUCAAAGCAUCCCAGAGCUUCCCUCCUACAUACAGAAGCUUUACAUUUGGGGAUGUCCUAAAUUGGACAGGUUCCCAAAGCUUUCCGAUUUGGAAUUUUUGUCGAAAUUAGUGCUCAUGGAUUGCUAUAGGCUGAAGAAAUUGGAUGGACUGGAAGCUUUAAAAACCCUUAGAGAGUUGAACCUAUGCACACGGCCAAUGCUUAUUAUCCAAGGUACGACGAUUUCCAACCUCGAGUUUGAAAAGGUAGAUAAUCUUCAUGUGAUACGAGGCCUUGAAAAAUUGGGAUCUUUGGAAUGGUUGGAUAUCUCCGGGCGCGAGCACAUCCAAGUUCUGGACCUUUCAAAGUCGGAGCAUCUGAAGUGUUUGGAUGUUUGUUAUUGCGAAAGCUUAGUUGAAAUUCGCUGCCCUAGUAAAUUCUGGAGCACUUUGAUAGGGAUGGGUGCGAGUCACUCAGAAAUUACCGGACUUUUUACCUCGAUAUGGUUGGAUUUUGAUGAGGAAUGA
Eucalyptus grandis is the source of this 1059-nucleotide messenger RNA. Its product is annotated as plant intracellular Ras-group-related LRR protein 4-like. The record is from RefSeq and is a predicted model, not a curated record. The coding region runs from base 1 to 1059 and encodes 352 amino acids. NCBI's taxonomy places the organism in Eukaryota, Viridiplantae, Streptophyta, Magnoliopsida, Myrtales, Myrtaceae. The transcript has a single exon.